AUGCAGAUCAAGGUUACGCCGCUCGGCGCCGGGCAGGAUGUGGGGAAGAGUUGUAUACUCGUGACGAUAGGAGGAAAGAAUAUUAUGCUGGAUUGUGGGAUGCAUCCAGGAUACAACGACGAACGACGAUUUCCUGAUUUCCGCUACAUUUCGAAGGAAGGGAACUUUACAGGAUUGAUCGAUCUAGUCAUCAUUUCACAUUUCCACCUCGAUCAUUGUGGAUCUCUCCCAUAUUUCACGGAAGUUCUGGGUUACGAUGGGCCCAUGUACGCAACUCACCCAACCAAGGCCAUCAUGCCGAUUCUGCUGGAGGAUUACAGGAAGAUCAGCGUGGAGAGGCGGGGUGUAGAGGAGAAGGAUAUGUUCAGCUCUCAGCAGAUCAAGGACUGUAUGAUGAAAGUGACUCCCUGCGCACUGGAAGAAACUAUCAUGAUAGAAGAGGACUUUGAGAUCAGACCAUACUAUGCCGGACACGUGCUAGGGGCUGCCAUGUUCUAUAUCCGGGUCGGGCAGCAAUCUAUUCUUUACACGGGUGACUAUAACAUGACGCCCGAUCGCCAUCUUGGGUCAGCGCGCUGCGACAAGCUCCGACCGGACCUGCUCAUCACCGAGAGCACCUACGCAACUACAAUCAGGGAGUCGAAGCGAUGGAGAGAGCGGGAUAUGUUGAAUCAAGUCUCAGAAUGUGUCAGGAAUGGAGGGAAAGUGUUGAUCCCGGUGUUUGCGCUAGGAAGAGCUCAAGAGCUCUGCCUGCUGCUGGACGCGUUCUGGGAAAGGACGGGCUUGAAGGUUCCCAUCUACUUCUCGGCUGGUCUGACAGAGAAGGCGAAUCUGUAUUACAAGAUGUAUAUCUCAUGGACGAAUCAGAAGAUCAAGGAUACGUUCGUCAAGAGGAACGUCUUCGACUUCCAGCACAUUCAACCGUUCGAUCGUGCGUUCAUCGACCGGCCCGGGCCGAUGGUCUUGUUUGCUACCCCCGGCAUGUUGCACGGGGGUCUCUCGAUGGAGGUUUUCAAGAAAUGGGCUCCUUCUGACAAGAACCUCGUUAUCAUGCCGGGUUAUUGCGUUGCCGGGACUUUGGGCCACAAGGUCCUGAGUAACGGGGGAAAGCCUCAGAUUAUCGACAUGCCCAGGGACGAGGGCGGGGGAAAACUGCACGUGCGUUGUAAAAUCAAACACCUUAGCUUCUCGGCCCAUGCCGAUGCCAAGGGGAUCAUGACGUUGAUCAAGCAGGCAAUCUCAGUCGAUCCCGUCAACGUGAUGUUGGUUCAUGGCGAAAGGCACAAGAUGGAGGCCCUGAAGGAGAGGAUUAAGACUGAAUUCGGGUUACCCUGCUACGACCCAGCCAACGGGGCGACUACCUAUAUCACUACUUUCCAUGGGGUACCUGUCCAGCUAUCGACUAGGUCAGCGACGUGCUCGCGUUUUCCAGGGUGGGCAGUAGAAAGUGACCCAUAG
Guillardia theta CCMP2712 is the source of this 1458-nucleotide messenger RNA. RefSeq lists its product as hypothetical. NCBI's taxonomy places the organism in Eukaryota, Cryptophyceae, Pyrenomonadales, Geminigeraceae. Gene Ontology annotation, biological process: snRNA processing. Bases 1 to 1458 code for a protein of 485 amino acids. The transcript has 8 exons. Gene Ontology annotation, cellular component: nucleus. The record is from RefSeq and is a predicted model, not a curated record.